CAGGCCUGGCUGGGGGUGUGGCCGAACCGUUUCCACCAAUCAGCGACCGCGUGCUGCUUUCCUCGUGCGGCAAGAUGGCGUUGAGAGAGCUCUCUUCGUUGGAGAAAUUUCUGGGAUUGAAAAAGCUGAAUAAAUACAGUACGCAAGGACAAAGAAAGGUCCCUGUUCUCCAGAACAACAGUGGUCCAUCUUUGGUUGGUUUGGCCACCAUCAGCUCCCACCUGGUACAUGAGGCUAAAAGAAAAGAGCUGCUGGGAGAUUCAGCUGAGCAGAGAGCUGUUGUCCAGCAGUGGCUGGAGUAUCGAUUGACUCGACUUGAUAACUGCUCUAAAGAUGAGAUCAAGAUUAUACUCAAGGAACUUAAUCAGUACCUGGUGGAUAAAGUGUAUCUGGCUGGAAACUGGAUCACUCUGGCAGAUGUGCUGAUGUACUAUGGCAUCCACCACAUCAUUAUGGAGCUUGCAGUACAGCAGAAAGAAAAGUACUUGAACGUGACCCGAUGGUUUGAUCACAUCCAACACUAUCCAGGAGUGCGUCAUCACCUGCCGCCUGUGGUAGUUCUGAGGAACAGAGUUUACCCGAGCGGUCACCACUGACCUCUUUCUGUUGGCCUUUUCCUAAUGGGCUAUUCAGUUUUCUCCUGCUCGUCAUCAUUUUCUCUCUGAGCUGCAGUAAUAGUAGUUGUGUGGGCAGUGUACAGUGCUUAGCCUGGCAUGCUGAGUUUGUGCUCUGGGGCAGAGGGCAGGCUACCAGCUGCAGCAGGCAAACCAGUGCCAAUGCUGCUUCCUCUCCUCAGCAUCUCCACAGCCAGUUGCCGAGAGCGACUGCACGUUAUUUCAUCAUUUCACCCACAGUCUCCCACCCUGAGCUGGAAAAUCCUAUCAUGGCACAGAAGUGGGCUUUCAGCUCGAUCCAAAUGAUUACCAGCCGAAACACUAACAAUAUCACAGAUUUGAGCAUUUCAGAAUUGUAUAUUGUUAUUUUUUUAUUGUAAUAAGGUGUUUGUUUAAGGAACUGUCACGCAUGUCCUCUGUAAAUGAAAAAAAUGGUAAUUGGGGGGGUUUAGAGAUAAGAUUGCUUGUUUGUGCCACAUUUCUGAAAAAUGUUUCUUGCUUUUUUUUUUUUUUUUUUUUUUUUUAAGUUAGUAUGCACAAAGAGCAGAGUUCAUUUCUGCUCUGUGUGCAUAUACUUUGUCUUGUGCCAAUAAAGAAAAGAGAAAUCAAAAUUUUCAUGUCUUCUAUAAAUGCUCCUGUCAUUGAUAUACCCUCUUUUAUGGCAUUUCAGGGAAAAAAAAAAAAAAAAAAAACAGUGGAACAAAGUGGCAUGUGUUUGUAAGACAUACAAACUGGGGAAAGAACACAAAUAACACAAAUCUAGCAGUCAUCAGGACAGGCCUUGUGACUACAUAAUAAAUAUCUCCACAGUGGAGUGUUUGUUUCCCUGCUUAUUUCUGUCCCAUCAUAUUUAAUUGUCUGGGUAAUCUAAGAGAAGCUUUGCAAUGAUUUGAAGUGUCAGAGGAAAGCACCAUUUAUAUUUAACUGACCUUGCAAACAGUGAAUUUUAAAUUAAUAAAUAUUCAAGCAAUAAAAACAUGUUUUGUCCAAACUUUUUAUCCAUGUACUAGCAGAGAAAUCCAAGAAUUAAUGUCUUGAAGUCUGAAGGUUCAUACAAAAAAUAAAUAAAUAAAAGCAUUUCA
Molecule: messenger RNA, 1696 nt
Organism: Pangasianodon hypophthalmus (striped catfish)
Lineage: Eukaryota; Metazoa; Chordata; Actinopteri; Siluriformes; Pangasiidae
Gene: eef1e1
Product: eukaryotic translation elongation factor 1 epsilon 1
Exons: 5
Coding region: 75-596 (173 amino acids)
Biological process (GO): positive regulation of DNA damage response, signal transduction by p53 class mediator
Cellular component (GO): cytoplasm; aminoacyl-tRNA synthetase multienzyme complex; nucleus
Source: RefSeq, a predicted model, not a curated record